UUUCUCUGAACAGCUUUCAGAUUUUCAAAACGGCCCGUCUCGCUCUCUCUCUCUCUCCUGGUGAUCUUCUCGCCUUCUCGAUUUUCACAGAAACCCGGCAUAAUUGUUGCUUUGAUUUCUCCCGCAAAAGUUUAUCGGGAAAAUCAUAGUUUUCUUACGGGUCAAUCGAGUCGGGAACUGUACCAGAGCCUGGGCCUGUUUCUUGAUGGUGUUCUGUGCUGGGUUUUAAGAGAUUCGGAAGGCGGUGUUUUUGACUUCCGAAAGAGUAUGAAGAUCGGCGAGGAAGAUCAAGAAUUGUCAGUUCUGUCGACGAAUUCAUGCCUUUUGAGCGGCUCUUUUCGGGCUUUUUGAAAUAUGAUGAUGAUUUCUAGGGUUUUUGAUAGAAUUGGAACUAGCAUCUCUGAACUGGUAUUUGAACUCUAGGAAGUGUAAUUUUAUUCAAAUUUCGAAGGGAGGAAUUCUCGGGGUUAAUCAGAUAGCCCAUAGAGAAAUAAUAAAUCACUAUGGUAGCAAAAGACCGCCAAAAGACUACUGGAUCUCCUAAAGUGGAGGUUGGGGAGAUAGACACCAGGGCACCAUUUCAGUCUGUCAAGGAUGCUGUCAGUUUAUUUGGUGAAGGUGCCUUUUCAGGAUCAGGAGAAAAACCUGCCAUCAAGAAACCAAGAGAACAUUCUGCAGAGAGGGUAUUAGUAAAAGAAUCACAGCUUCACUUGGCCCAGAAAGAGUUAAAUAAGCUCAAGGAACAGUUGAAGAAUGCUGAAACCACAAAAGCUCAAGCACUUGUUGAACUCGAAAAGGCUAAAAGGACUGUUGAGGAUCUAGCACAGAAGCUCAAUACUGUGACUGAAUCAAAGGAAUCAGCGACAAAGGCAAGUGAGGCUGCCAAGAGUCGAGUGCUACAACUUGAAGAAGCAAAUGGUGGCAGUCCUGCAGUAACUAAUGGAGCCCAGAAAGAGGACUUGGAAACUGGACGAGCACAGUAUGUGACUGUGAUUACUGAACUUGAUGCUGCAAAACAAUUGCUACGUCAAAUCCGGCAGGAUCGGGAUGCUACUCUGGAAGCAAAAGUUGCUGCCUCCAAGCAGGCAGAAGAGGCUGAGCACGCAGCAAAAGCAAACUUGCAGAAAGCUGGCGAGCUUUCUAAGGAAAUCACCGAUGUACAGGAAUCAAUUGGGCUAGUGAAGCUUGCAAUGAUGCAAGCCCAGCAGGAACAAGCAAAGAUAUUUGCCGAGAAGGAUGUCCAAAAGCAGUCAUAUAAGGCUACCCUGGAAGAGUCAGCAAAGAAAUUGCUUGCUUUAAAGAAAGAGUUCGAUCCUGAGCUCACCAAAAAUCUUGAGGCCCAGCUGGCUGAAACGGUAACUGAGAUCGAAGCCUUGCAAAAACAGAUGGAAAAUGCAAAAGCUUCAGAUCUUGAUUGUGUGAGAACAGUCACUUCAGAACUGGAUGAUGCUAAGGGAUCUCUUCACAAAGCUGCCGAAGAGGAAGUCUCCCUCCGAAGCAUGGUGGAGUCCCUUAAGCAAGAGCUGGAGAAGGUUAAGAAAGAGCAUUCUGAACUGAAGGAGAAGGAAGCAGGAACAGAAUCCAUUGCAGGGAAUUUGCAUGUCAAACUCCGAAAAAGUAAAUCUGAACUUGAAGCGGCCCUUGCAGAGGAGGCCAAAGUAAGUGGUGCCUCUGAAGAAAUGAUCUCAACACUCCACCAGCUAUCAUCAGAAACCGAGAAUGCAAGACGGGAAGCAGAAGAGAUGAUGAAGAAAGCUGAAGAGUUGAAGAAAGAAGCGGAGGCCACCAGAGUUGCUCUGGAAGAAGCAGAGCAGCAGCUCAAAGUUGCAUUGGAGGAAGCUGAAGAAGCAAAAGCAGCUGAGGCGAGGGCUCUGAAUGAGAUUAAAAUGUUAUCUGAGGAGACUAAUGCAGCGCGUGCCUCAACUUCCGAGUCUGGUGCACAGAUCACAAUCUCAAGAGAAGAAUUUGAGGCAUUGAGUCGGAAAGUUGAGGAAUCUGACAAACUAGCAGAAAUGAAAGUGGCUGCUGCAGUGGCUCAGGUAGAAGCUGUCAAAGCUAGUGAAAAUGAGGCUCUCAAGAGGUUAGAGGUAACUCAGAAGGAGAUUGAUGAUAUUAAAACUGCAACUCAGGCGGCACUGAAGAAGGCAGAGAUGGCAGAAGCAGCCAAGAAGGCAGUGGAAGGAGAGCUUCGCAGGUGGCGCGAAAGGGAGCAAAAGAAGGCGGCUGAAACUGCAUCCCGGAUUCUGGCAGAGGCGCAAAUGUCAUCAGAAUCGCCCACCCGGCACUACAUCCCAGAGAAAGUUGUACCCCAGAAGAAAGGAACAGAAUCGUCCCCCCGGCACCAUACCAUCAUCCCGGAGGAAGUGAAGAAACAAACGGCUAAAACAUCAUCUCUAUCAAAGAAGGUGCUUUUACCCACUAUCAGUGGCAUCUUCAGAAAGAAGAAUCAAAUAGAGGGUGGUGGCUCACCGUCUUAUUCUUCCUGGUGACUUUGCAGAAGAAAGUCUUGUUUUUUGGUCGUGCAUUGCAAGUGAGAAUGGCUGAGGAGAGAAAACUGUUUAUGAUUUGGUUUGUAUAUUUGGGACAAAUGGAAGAAUUUAAAUUUAUGCUGUCUUCUUUUUAAUGUUCUGGUAGGGAUAUGAUGAAAUGGUAGGUGGUAGGAGUGACUCUCUCUCUCUCUCUCUCUGUAUUUUCCUCUAGCUGGAGGCUUGCUCGAAGAUUUCAGUAAAUUAAAAAUUAUUUCUUGUGUUC
Messenger RNA from Diospyros lotus (date-plum), 2751 nucleotides. RefSeq names its product WEB family protein At5g55860-like. NCBI's taxonomy places the organism in Eukaryota, Viridiplantae, Streptophyta, Magnoliopsida, Ericales, Ebenaceae. The transcript has 4 exons. The record is from RefSeq and is a predicted model, not a curated record. The coding region runs from base 504 to 2489 and encodes 661 amino acids.